Protopolystoma xenopodis is the source of this 1302-nucleotide messenger RNA. The record is from the annotation of a GenBank genome assembly. Lineage: Eukaryota; Metazoa; Platyhelminthes; Monogenea; Polystomatidea; Polystomatidae.
GCACUUUUAGCGACUGCUGUCGCCUCGGGAUUGGGCUCAUUUGAGCCAGGCAGCGCCGUUGUCACCUCUGCCUUGGCAGACUUUGCUGGUACCGGACAUCUUACGACCUGCGGCAUCGAUCCACAGACGGGACGUACCAUCCGGCAACGACAUACCCGAGUUCCUGCUGCUUACCAAGUAGCUCGGCGCGCUGGCCUAACCGGCCUUGUUCGACGAUUUGGCCUCACGGCGGGCCAGUUUGCCGACAACUUGGCCGACCAGUACGCGCGCCACGAAGUCGAUCAGUGCCCGAUGCUUCCAAACGAUGCUGCCGCUGAUUUUUUUGGCUCUCAGUUUGAGACGUCGCAUUCGGCUUUGGCUGCUGCCAGAUACAUGCUCGCCUUUGAAAUUUCCCGUGAGCCGGUCGUCAGGCGGGCUGCCCGUCGCCUUGUCGCGUCGCAAGCCUCCAUUCGUUUAACACCAACCGCUAAAGGAGUUCGGGACAUUGACGAGAAUCACCCUCUCUAUUCAGUCAAAUACUUACACGAUAAGCCGGUUUCAGAUUUAAUGGCUGAUCCUAUCUUCUUACAUAUACACAAUGGUGUGCGAGCCAAACUUAUAACCUUUGAGAUUUAUGUUCCGGAAACCAGGAUUCGCGGAUUCAGCUUACUUGAAGAUUGGCAGCGUCUUUUCCAUCGGGACGAAUUUAGCGCUCUUGUACAGGCUUGGAAUGAUCAACGUAAUCUGGUCCUCAAGCAAGCCAUUGAUGAGAUGAUCUUUCCCUUCCUCUUCAAGGAGCAGCAGCGCAAGCUGCUAGAAUCUUCACAACAGAAAGUUGUUAAGGCAAGAAUUUAUUGCUUAUGCGCCCAGAAACUAUUCGACUUCCUCAAAGUCGCCCCUUUCUCUCCGGACGGCUAUCGGGGUACUGGACAAGAGGGUGAUCCUGAUGACCCUUCUGGCUUGACAGGUGGAGGUUCUCCGAGUCACCAUCGAUGCAUGGGCGGGGAUUCAUCUUUAGGCACGGGUGCUGGGAAACGCCAAGUAAGUGGAAUGAGCGGGGCAGUAUGGCCACGAGGCGCCAGAGUGCUCGCAUUAGCCCUUAAGGAUGCGGAUGGCAAUAGACAGGGCAUGGUGAGUGCUGUGCAACUAGACGUUCAUGGAGAGGUAGUAGACUUUAUCCACCUGCAUCAUCUGCUUGCUGUUACUCGAGGCCGACCAGAGGCACAAGUUUCCAAGGCGAGUUGUCGAUUUCGUUUAUAUCACCAAAUGGCCCUCGCCCAAGAGCUUCUUUUUAUUUACUAUUGGUUACUUAUUCUUAUCUAA